UCACCUAAUUCUACCAGCGGCGUGACCGUAAAGAGGCAGGGCCGUGUCGUGAAAGGGGCCGCAACACUCAGGGCGCUGGUUGACGGCUGGGACUCCAUUUUGUCCUCCGCUUCUCAGCUCCCGAUUUCGAUACUGCGGUUCCGGAAUAGCGGGGGGAAAAUGCGGCCCUUGGACAUCGUCGAGCUGGCAGAGCCGGAGGAGGUGGAAGUGCUGGAGCCCGAGGAGGACUUCGAGCAGUUCCUGCUCCCGGUCAUCAACGAGAUGCGGGAGGACAUCGCGGCGCUCACGCGGGAGCACGGGAGAGCCUACAUGCGGAACCGGAGCAAGUUGUGGGAGAUGGACAAUAUGCUCAUCCAGAUCAAGACGCAGGUGGAGGCCUCGGAGGAGAGCGCGCUCAAUCAUCUUCAGAAUCCGAACGACGGCGUCGAGGGCAGAGUGACCAAAAGGUGCGAGAAGGCCGAGGAGAAGGCCAAGGAGAUCGCGAAGAUGGCAGAGAUGCUGGUGCAGCUGGUCCGGCGGAUAGAGAAAAGCGAGUCGUCCUGAGGAGGGUCGGCGGUUUACAGCCAAUGGAUUCUGGUCACCUGGCGGAGAUUGGCUGACAACCUGGAGAAGCUGAAACCAGAGAGCCUUUAGUUUCCUUUUUUCUCUGUGUGCACUCUGUCCUCACUUACACUACGUUUCUGCUAUGGUCUGCGGUUAAUGACCUCAAUAUGAGUUUUGACUGUUAAAUGUUUUUGUUUGGGGAGGUAACUUUUAUUUGGAAAAUGCUCUCACGUGCAAGAAUUGGGGCCUAGAUUGUAAGCUUUUGCAGCAGUCACAUUUGUUCCUUGGCUUUCGUUGUUUUUAAAUUUUUGAGGUGCUUUGCUCUUUCUCGUGUGACCUGAUUGCUCCCUGGGACUUUGGAUCUGUGUAUGAAAGACGAGACUCAGAGUUGGAGUUCUCCAGCUCUGGAGGUGCUGAAGGAGCUGCAUUAUUUCUAGAAGACGACUCCAUGCAGCACUUGCUGAAGAAGUGACCAGACUUCAACUGGGAACGUGAAUGGGGCUGAUGUGGCUCAGACUGGCGGAUCAGAAGAAGGGAUGGAGGAUGGUAUUGUCCUGGAACUUUAAUUUCUGUGUGAGACCAAAGGAGGAAAGGUGUAUUUUGUUCAAAAUUCAAGUCUUAUGCACCACACUGUCUGAUGUAACCUGUCUGGUCAGUUUUGUUUGGACAACCUAACUCAGCUUUAUGGAACCUAUAAUAAGAGAUGAGAUAGGUCUUGGUAUUCUGUAUAAUUGAUGUAAUGCCCUGAUGCAUUUCAGGGGAUUCUGUGCAUAACAUGAAAGCGAUGUUUGCAAAGGCCCUUGAGGGUCUAAGGAAGUAAAGUGAGGGCUGUCUGUUUUGGACCCUAAACUGGACAGGGACUAGGUUAUCUUCAAGAUUCAUAAGUUGUAUAGCUAUAAGUUCAUAUCAGUAGCAGACCUGACAAGUAUUUGAGGUCAAAACCCUACCAUGUGUUUAAAAAAAAUUUUACCAUGUUAAUAAAAGUAUUCAUUUGCUUGAAAAGACAAAA
Camelus dromedarius (Arabian camel) is the source of this 1552-nucleotide messenger RNA. Its product is annotated as MORF4 family-associated protein 1. NCBI's taxonomy places the organism in Eukaryota, Metazoa, Chordata, Mammalia, Artiodactyla, Camelidae. The record is from RefSeq and is a predicted model, not a curated record. The transcript has 3 exons. Bases 160 to 543 code for a protein of 127 amino acids.